Molecule: messenger RNA, 5287 nt
Organism: Hypomesus transpacificus
Lineage: Eukaryota; Metazoa; Chordata; Actinopteri; Osmeriformes; Osmeridae
Product: VPS10 domain-containing receptor SorCS1-like
Exons: 27
Coding region: 21-3782 (1253 amino acids)
Biological process (GO): post-Golgi vesicle-mediated transport
Cellular component (GO): membrane; Golgi apparatus
Molecular function (GO): protein binding
Source: RefSeq, a predicted model, not a curated record
UCAAUUAAGACCAAACAAGGAUGGAGACCAACGUUAGCUGCUGCCUUUUUUGGCACAUUUCUUUGUGGAUGUGGCUCUUCUCCCUAACUUCAACCAUGGGCAUGACCAGAGCAGAGACAAGGUGCAUUCCAUCUUGCAAACAACCUGACAACAAUUCGGCACAGUCGAAACACUGGGCUGGGAUGGGUCCGUUUGAAGAGACAGCAAAGGAGGGUCUAAUGAACGAGAGUGACCACAGCGACAAUAUUGCGGAAUAUAUCGACAGCGUGUAUGAAAUAAAUACAAGAUCAGUGACGGAAUUUCCAUCCGAUCAGCGAAACACUUCAAAUAAAACCGAUGAAAGAGAUAAGGACCAGAAGGAGAAACUUUCUAGUUCCGAAGUACUCAAUCAAUCUGAACAUUUAUCACGCCUUAAAAUGACGCAUUUGAAUGCCAGUAAAGUUAGUGAUCAGUACAGCAUUUAUACAAGAAAUAAGAGUUUAGGAGGAGCUAAGAUAAUCAAAUAUUCUGUAUUACCCCAAAGCAAGGUUGCGACGAGUUUCAGAAGUCGUAGGAGGCGAAGAAAACGCAGCACGCAGACACAAGAAAGCAGAGCAACUUGGUCCGGAUUUAGUUGGAACGCCGAUGAUGAUGCUUUAUCGUCGGGACAACACGAGCUGAAACUAACAAGUUCGACAUUCGCACUUACUGGGGAUUCAGCUCACAACCAAGCCAUGGUGCACUGGUCAGGUCAAAAUAGCAGCGUGAUCCUUAUGCUGACAAAGUACUUUGACUUCAGCACUGGUAGUGUAACAGAGAGUUCCCUAUGGAGGUCAACAGACUAUGGAACAACAUAUGAGAAACUUAAUGAAAAGGUUGGACCGAAAACGAUCCUAAGCUACUUGUAUGUGAGUCCCAAUAACAAAAGGAAGAUCAUGUUACUGACCGACCCAGAGGUAGAGAGCAGCUUGCUCAUUAGCCUGGAUGAGGGGGCAUCCUAUCAGAAGCACCACUUAGCCUUCGACGUUCUCAGCCUCCUCUUCCACCCUGAGCAGGAGGACUGGAUCCUGGCUUACAGCCACGACCGAAAGCUUUAUGUCUCAGUGGAGUUUGGGAGAAGAUGGCAGCUGGUGCAUGAGAAUGUGGUUCCCAACAGAUUCUAUUGGUCCAAAUUCGGUUUAGACAAAGAACCAGGCAUGAUCCACCUGGAGACCACUGUGUCUGAUGGACGCUCACAGUAUAUCAUGUGUAAGCUGCAGAACUGCUCAGAGGCAAACAAAAGCAAGCCUUUCCCUGGAUUUAUCAUCCCAGACUCCUUGGUGGUUCAGGAUGAGUAUGUUUUCAUCCAGGUGCCUAUCAGUGGCCAAUCAGUCCAUUACGUGUCAUACAAAAGAAAUGCUUUCUAUCCUGUGAAACUCCCCAAGUACACUUUACCAAAGGACUUGCAGAUCAUCAGCACAGAUGACAACCAGGUUGUGGCAGCAGUGCAGGACUGGCACCAGAAUGACUCAUACAAUUUGUACGUGUCAGACGCCAAGGGCCUCUUCUUCACUCUGGCCCUGGAGGACGUGGUGAGCAGUGGAGGACCAGAGGACAACGUCAUGAUCGAUCUCUAUGAGGUAGCGGGGAUUAAAGGGAUAUUCCUGUCAAACAAAGUGUUUGAAAACCAAGUGAAAACGUACAUCACCUACAACAAGGGACGAGACUGGCACCUUCUACAGGCUCCCACCACUGAUCUCCGUGGUAACCCAGUGGAUUGUGUACAGCCUUACUGUUCCUUGCACCUGCAUCUCCACGUCUCGGAAAACCCCUACACGUCUGGAAACAUAGUGAGCAAGGAGUCAGCGCCAGGAAUGAUUGUAGCAUCAGGUACAACUGGACCCGAGCUGACGUCCAAUAAUGUCAGCAUCUACAUCACAUCAGAUGCUGGGAACACAUGGAGAGAGGUGUUUGAGGAGGAGUACAGUGUUCUCUUUCUCAACCAGGGAGGGGCACUCGUGGCCAUUCGCCACACUCCUCUCCCUGUCAGGCACAUCUGGCUAAGUUUCGAUGAGGGGAGGGAAUGGAACAGAUACAGCUUCACCUCCUCGCCCCUGUACGUGGAUGGCGUGUUGGGAGAGCCAGGAGAGGACUCGCUUAUUAUGACAAUAUUUGGCCAUUUCAGCCAUCGUUCUGAGUGGCAGCUGGUCAAAAUUGACUUCAGGUCCAUCUUUAUUAGAAGAUGUUCCAAUGAGGACUACAAGACAUGGCAGUUACAUAACAAGGGUGAAGUGUGCAUAAUGGGGGAGAAGAGAAUCUUCCAGAGUCUGAAGGCCAAUGCCAGAUGUGUCAAAACCAGAGAUCAGUACAUCUCCCACAUGUCAGACUCCUGCCCGUGCACCGAGGCUGACUUUGAGUGUGACUACGGGUUUGAACGACAGACUGAUGGUGGGUGUAGACCAGCCUUCUGGUUCGUUCCGUCCUCCGUGUCUAGAGACUGUAUCAAUGGAGACAGUUUCCUCAAUACCACUGGAUACCGUAGGGCUGUUUCAAAUAACUGCACGGAGGGCAGUUUGGGUCAGUACAGUCCACGGAGGCAGAGAUGUCCCAGCCAGGCCCCCAGAGGCCUCCAGCUGGUCACCAGCGAUGGGACCUUCACUGCCACCAUGGGCACCAACAUCACCUUCCUUGUUCUCCUGGAACAGGGAGAUGGCUCCGCCACCAGUAUAACUUUGGACUUUGGAGAUGGUACUGCCAUUUCCUACACUAACAUCAGCUCCAUAGAGGACGGGAUCAAACACAUCUACAGUAAAGUAGGAAUCUACCUGGUGUCAGCUGCAGCCCUCAACUUUCUGGGCUCAGACAGAGUACUGCUCUACCUGCAUGUCACAUGUCGACUCGAACAAGUGCGUCUCUCGGCUCCCUCUGUGGUGGUCAAGAACAAGGCAGUGAACCUCACCACAGUCCUGAUGCCCAGCCAGGUCGGAACUGUCAUCUACUACUGGUGGUUCGAUAACAACACUGAGCCGGUAACGACACUAGCAGGAGGGGUGUCCUUCACCUUCACCCAGGAGGGAACUCAUACCAUCACAGUGCAGGUCUCUGUUGGCAGCACUCUCCUCCAGGACAGAAGAACUGUAGCUGUUUAUGAACAUUUCCAGUCUCAUGUCCUAGCCUUCUCCUCUAACGUGGAUGAGCUCAACCCAGGCGUGGCAGAGUGGAGACAGGACAUCAGCCGAGUGGUCAAGAACACCAUGGUCCAAGUCACAGGUAUUCGAGGGGAGCAACUCCUGGUGUCUGUUUUCCCAGGUUUGCCUACGACAGCAGAGUUUUUCAUCAUUCCCGAAAAGAGGUCAACGGCAGGCACACAGGAAGGGAAAGGGACACACUUAGACCAGCUCUCUGAAGUCCUGCUAAGUGCUCUGAACCAGGACCUCAUCCGGUUCACUCUGAGACCAGGGGUUCAGGUCAACGUGUACGCCACUCGCCUAUCUCCAGCCCCUCUGGUGGACACCAGUGACAGCAGCCACAACGGAGCUGCAGUCAUCAUGCUGGUGUCUGUCGCAUUACUGGGCUUGGCACUCUUCGGAAUAUAUAAGUUCAAAAGAAAGAUCCCAGGCAUCCCUACGUACACGGAGGAGCAGUCUGAGAAGGACCAGGAGGUCAUCCCCACCGUGACUUCCAUAGCGGUUCCCAACCCUGAGGGAGAAAUGGGGGCGACUGCGAUGGAGCACGCGGACAUCCAGGCAGAGCCACAAGGCAGAGGCUACCUGCCAUCUCACCCAGACAUCAAGCUCUCUGAUGAAGCGCCCCAUGUGUUUUAACGUUGGGAAUCUUCAGCCGAGUUGUAAGCAAUACAUCUUCUUUGGCAGUUUCUUCCAGCGAGCUAUGAAACCAUGGACUCAAUGAAUGGUCUCGAGUGUUUUUCUACCCACGCAUGGACAGACCAGUUCACACUGUGCUGCCCGGACUCUCCCAAGGAGACUUGACGCAUUUUUACUUGUUCCUGGAAAUAAGGUGUUUUCGAUUGAAAUACUUGUAUUUUUUGCAAGGGUGUUCCUUGAGACCUCUUUUUCAUGGUUUUUCUUUUUCCUCUUUUUCACCAUUUUAAAUGGUGUAAUUACGACAUGGUUUAUUUCAGAGUGUGGCUCAGCUGUUGACCGUGGUGUUUCUUAACAGAAGUAUGAAAACAAAAAAAUAUAUUUGCUCAUUUUCUGUCCAGUUGUUCCUGAGAAAGUGCUCAGGAAGAGCACUAGGUAUGUGCACUCAGACUUGGCCCCAUUGAAAUACCAUUUACCAUGAGGAAACAGCAAAAGAGGAAUUUAUAAAUACUUUUGAAUUAUUAUUAUCAGUAUGUUUUCUACAAUCAGUGAAAAUCAUCAGUGAACAUGGUCAUAUAGUGAAAGCUUGCUUCAUGCAGUAGUCUAACGGGUGCACUAGUCUGAUCACAGAUAUCUGCAGUGUUCUCCGUCAUCCAAACUCCCUGCUGUUGCAACACCAACUAUGACAGGUUGGUCUGAGGGGUUGGAUGCGGAGCAUCCUCAAGCUGUGCCAUGCCGGGAGAGUUUUGGGGCCAUCGUCUGAUUACAAGGGACAGAUCUGCAUGCUAUCCUAUCGUCAGAGCUACUUCUCAGAAGCCUGAGAAGGAAAGUCAUCUUCAUACUGGAUAUUCUGUACUAUGAUAUCACUCUCUUUGAAUUCUGUUAACACGUUGGGCCAGUCUAGUCCAUCACCGGAGACUGGUGUCUGGUGCUCUCCCUUUGCCUCCAAGGACUAAUGGGAACCCUCUGUGGACGCUACAUAACCUUGUCACAGGCCGGCAGAGACAGACACACGGCAGACAUCUCCCUUGGCGACUGGAUACCGCCUAGCAACAGCACCAUGGCAGAUUUGGGAUUGUCUACCGUCCCUUUGGGAGAAGCACAAAAGUUCUUCGUCAAACUGACUUAAGUGGUGUCAGCAUCACAUGCCAGUUAGAUACAUUUACUACAAGUUGCCCCACUCCUCUAUACUUCUGGGGUUGAAAGGGAAGCAGAAAUAAACGCACUCCUUUUCUGAGGACUGCCGUAGCAGUCUCUCAAGAUCGACGUCGGAACAUCUCUUUUUAUUCAAUGCUUGUUAUUUCUCGAGAACAUUUGGUUGUGCUUUGUAGAGCAACGUGUAAACUGUACAUAUUUAUUUGCAUGGUAUUUGCUUUGCUCCUUUUAAAUACAGUACAGUAUUUACAGCGUGGCUUAAAAAAUAAACUGCGGGACUUGCAGGACAUUUUAUCCAUCCUUUAAACGUGAUUUUCCAGUCAGUCCUUUAAUGAGGGAGCUUAUUAGUUUUU